GGAAGCCUCAAGAAUAGAAAGCAGAUCUUGCCUCAGGAAUUCAUAUACGAAUUAAAAUCUGGAACCGUGGAUGAAAAACUUGUCAGCUGCCUAGAAUCUCUUCGAGUGUCGCUAACUAGUAACCCUGUCAGUUGGGUUGAGAACUUUGGACGCGAAGGACUCGGAUUAUUAUUGGAUCUCUUGGAAAGACUGGUUGAAAGCAAACAACAGGACAAGUUCCUAAAGAAGACACAGCAUAAGAUAAUUCAGUGCUUAAAAGCUUUUAUGAAUAACAAGUAUGGUUUGGAGAGAAUAAUGAGCGAAGAGAGAAGUUUUUCGUUACUGGCCAAAACAAUUGAUCCCAAACAGAUCAACAUGAUGACUGAUGCA
Molecule: messenger RNA, 369 nt
Organism: Thamnophis sirtalis
Lineage: Eukaryota; Metazoa; Chordata; Lepidosauria; Squamata; Natricidae
Source: RefSeq, a predicted model, not a curated record